Molecule: messenger RNA, 1348 nt
Organism: Daphnia pulex (common water flea)
Lineage: Eukaryota; Metazoa; Arthropoda; Branchiopoda; Diplostraca; Daphniidae
Product: chitotriosidase-1-like
Exons: 4
Coding region: 170-1327 (385 amino acids)
Biological process (GO): carbohydrate metabolic process; chitin catabolic process
Cellular component (GO): extracellular region
Molecular function (GO): chitinase activity; chitin binding
Source: RefSeq, a predicted model, not a curated record
UCUUUUUAUGUUGCUGGUGAAAUCAGUUAAAAAUGAGCUCAUUCUGAUAUCUUGAUACGAAUACAUAAACCGUGUGGACUUAUAAUUUUCAUUCAGUUCCAAAAUCAUUAUGACCAAAUAACAAAAGCAAUUUUUAAGUUUUACUGUCUGUGGACGAUAUUACGGGGCAAUGAACAAUCAACAACCUAUGAUAGUUGGUUAUUAUCCCAACUGGAACUACAGACGUGAAGAUGCUUCAUUCGACACAAAUAACAUCGAUCCGAGAUUGUACACGCACUUAAUCUACGCGUAUGCCGCGUUGAACAAAAAGACCUUUUGUCUCAAGAGUACAAAUGAGUGGAUCGACAUAAAAGAUGAAGGAUACAAACAGUUUACCGACCUCAAGACUAGAAAUCCCCAGCUGAAGCUGAUGAUUUCUCUUGGCGAGUGGACAGAUUCUACCAAGAACAAAACCACAAAGUACUUCCAGCUUGUGUCCAGCCCCAGAAACAUCGACACGUUCGUCAAAUCGGCUCUGGAAUUCCUGGAGAAAUACAAUUUCGACGGAUUAGAUUUGCAUUGGAAAUAUCCAAACACAGAGGAAGACAGAACUGGAUUCACUAAUUUGAUCGUAGCUCUUCACAACGCUUUAAAGCCUUACGGUUACCUGUUAAGUGCUGCCGUUCCUCCAACAGCUUCCGCAAUCAACGCCGGUUACGAUGUUCCAGUCGUGAAUAAAAGGUUAGAUUUUAUCAACGUGAUGGCCUAUGACUUUCACGGACCUUGGGGCUCGGAAGUGAUCAAAGCUGACCAUCACUCUCCUCUCCGUCAGCGAUUACGAGAGACAAAUUCCGAAUUGAAUGUCGAUUGCGCCAUCAAUUAUUGGAUUCGCCAGGGUAUGUCGCCCGCCAAAAUCAUCAUGGGAAUACCUCUGUACGGAAGGAGUUGGAUACUUUCUUCCAACGUCACUACACCACCGGCUCCCGCUCACGGUCCUCUUCCUAAAGGAGAAGUUGCUCACGAGGACGGCACGAUGGCUUAUUACGAAAUUUGUGAUGCCAUUCACAAUAAGGGCUGGACGGUUUACAAGACGAGUCAAGCCAUGGGUCCUUAUGCCGUUUCUCCGGCCGCCAAUCGCAGGAUGUGGGUCGGGUACGACGAUCCGGCCAUGGCAAUCGCAAAAACUAAUUACGUAUUAUCGAAAGGAUUGGGUGGAGUCAUGCUAUGGGAUAUUAGUAUGGAUGACUUCCAGGGCAUAUCCGGUGCAGGGCCCAACCCCGUGACCAAUGCGAUUAUUCAAACUAUUUCGCAAUACAAUAGCAGUUCUACAAUGUUCCCUUUUGUUUGAAAUGACUAAUUUGUACUGACA